Entrophospora sp. SA101 is the source of this 1323-nucleotide messenger RNA. The record is from the annotation of a GenBank genome assembly. NCBI's taxonomy places the organism in Eukaryota, Fungi, Glomeromycota, Glomeromycetes, Entrophosporales, Entrophosporaceae.
AUGGCACAAAAUUAUAAUUCCAGUGAGCAAUUCCUUGAGGAAACUUCAAGUAUUGAACAUAAUAUAAACAUAAUUCGAAAGAAUAUCGAACGUAUUCAAGUGUUACAAACACGCAUUCUGGUGAGCACUUCAAUAAAGCAGGAGGAUAGUGAUGAUAAAGAGCGUGAAGAGCUCAUGUUGAAUACAAGAAAUAUUCUUUUUGAUAUCAAAGAUCGCAUUAAAAAAAUUCAAUAUGAAAAUGCUAAAUUACCAAUCGAUGAUUUAAAUAUUAGUCUUAGAAAGCAAAGAUAUGAGUAUCUCAGAGAGAAAUUCGGCAACCUGCUUGAAGAAUAUCGUAGAAUUGAAGAUGUUUAUAUGGGACAACAGAAGGAAAGAACUGCACGUCAAUAUAAAAUUGUAAAUUUAGAAGCAACCCAAGAUGAAAUUGACAGUUAUUUGAGUAGUUCAUCAAAUCAACCUCUUUUUCAACCAGCUUUAAUUCGUACAGGUGAAGCUCGUGCAGCAUUCGAAGAAGUUCAAAAACGUCAUGAUUGUAUAAAACAGAUUGAAAAAACAAUUGAAGAAUUGGCAAAUUUAUUUCGUGAAUUGCAUUUACAAGUCGAAGAACAAGAUUCUGCAAUUGCAAAUAUUGAAGAAUCUAUCGAAGAAACCCUGGUGAACAUCAAAAAAAGUGAAACUGUUGUUGAUGAUGCACAUGGGAUUUCAGUUAAGCAUCAAGCAAGAAAAAGGGAUUGGAUUCGUUUGGGAAUUACAGGAAUUACUACAGCGUGUUGCGAAAAAAAUACAGGUGAUGUAUUCGAUGUAGGUCAAGUUAGUGAUGAUAAACAAACUGAAAUAAAUUCUAAAGAUGGUGAAUAUGGUGAAUAUGAUGGAGAAAAUGGUAAUAUCAAAAAAGCCAAAAAUCCAUUGUUUCAAUUAAAGCUUGAUACACCAGAAGUAAUUGCCAAAUGGAUUGAAGAACGUAAAAAACGUUAUCCAACUGAAGCGAAUAUUGCACGUAAAAGAAAGUUAGAAGAAGAAAAAAAGGCUCAUGUGUGUAUCAAAUACCGACAAGGACAUUGCCCUAAAGGCAAUGAUUGUCAAAAUUUACAUAAAGGAAAAUUAGUUAGUCCGCCAAUUAUUUCAAAAGUUCCAGAUCAUAAAAGAGUUCAUUGUAGAAAUUUACGUGAAAUGCUAUUGUAUAAGGAAACCGUAAAGGAAAAGAAUGUGAUUUUACAGUGUCUUAGAUAUAUUGUAAAGAAAAAAUUUUUUGGGAUUGCUACCAAUAGGAUGUUACAAGAAGAAAAAAAUAAAGGUGGACCAGAAAUUGUUGAAAUGAAAUAA